GCUGUAUUUCGCCGUCGUCACCACAUUGUAAACUCGGUGGUCGUUUCCUUCUUUGGCAAAGGAGUCUGUUUACUUGUCUUUCGACGGCUCCCAAUUCCUAAUUCCAUUUUUCCUUAGCCGCCUUAAAGUCUCUGCCCUCAUCCUCUCUCAUCCCCGUCUCUCGCAAGCCUUGGUUCGUUGGUUGUAUACGAUGCUGUUUUCUCGGAUAUCGAAAAACCUCAGAGGAAGCUUCAACUCAUGUCGGGGGUUUCUGUCCAUUGGAGACCACAACCACCGGUUUCUUAUCCCGCAUAAUUUUCAUUCGCGUGGAGAUUCUACUCAUCAGGUUAUGAGAAGUUUAAAUUUUUCAAAUGGCCUACCAGCAUUGCAUAGUUGUAGAUAUCUGAUCCAUCAACAAAGCAGCUCCGUAGUUGAGGAUGAACAUGAUCCAUUUUCACUGGUUGCUGACGAAUUGUCACUUCUUGGUAACAAACUCCGAGCAAUGGUAGCUGCUGAGGUUCCUAAGCUUGCCUCCGCUGCUGAAUACUUCUUCAAAAUGGGAGUGGAAGGAAAACGAUUUCGCCCUACAGUUUUAUUGUUAAUGGCAACAGCCUUAAAUCUACCAAUAAAUGAAGCAUCUGCUCCUAUUGAGCUAGGAGGUGACUUGACAACUGAUGUACGGUUAAGACAACAACGGAUAGCUGAAAUAACUGAGAUGAUUCAUGUGGCCAGUCUUCUUCACGAUGAUGUAUUGGAUGAUGCUGAUACCAGACGUGGUAUUGGUUCCUUGAAUUUUGUAAUGGGCAAUAAGUUGGCAGUAUUGGCUGGAGAUUUUCUUCUUUCUCGGGCUUGCGUUGCUCUUGCCUCUUUGAAAAACACUGAGGUUGUAUCUUUAUUGGCAAAAGUUGUAGAGCAUCUUGUCACUGGCGAGACGAUGCAAAUGACUACAACAUCUGAUCAACAGUGUAGCAUGGAGUAUUAUAUGGAAAAGACCUACUACAAGACUGCAUCUUUAAUAUCAAACAGUUGCAAGGCAAUAGCCAUCCUUGCAGGGCAAACAACAGAAGUUGCAAUUCUUGCUUUUGAGUAUGGAAAAAAUCUGGGUUUGGCAUUUCAAUUGAUUGAUGAUGUUCUUGAUUUUACUGGCACCUCUGCAUCCCUUGGAAAGGGUUCUUUAUCGGACAUUCAACAUGGAAUUGUGACAGCUCCCAUACUGUUUGCGAUGGAGGAGUUCCCACAGUUGCGUGCAAUUGUUGACGAGGGCUUUGAAAACCCUGCCAAUAUUGAGCUUGCUUUGGACUAUCUAGGGAAGAGCCGAGGCAUACAGAGAACAAGGGAACUAGCCGUGCAGCAUGCUAACCUUGCAGCAGCAGCAAUUGAUUCCUUACCCGACAGUGACGACGAGGAAGUAAGAAAAUCAAGGAAAGCCCUAAUAGAUCUAACUCACAGAGUCAUUACACGAACAAAGUGAAAGCAAAACUCCCCCUCGCCCCCUUCUUUUUUUCUUUUAUGUGGGUAGUUAAAGGAAAAAAUAUUUGGUAAUUCAAAACCAACAGUUGUCUUUUCUAUAAUUGUUCCCCUGAGCCCAAUUUGUGGGGGAAAUAAGGUGUUUCUAGGAUUAAUGGCGUUGUUCGUUUUUCUUAAUUGUUUAGAUUAAAUUAUCUUAAUUGUUUCUAUCACAAUAAUGACCUUUGGUAAGUUUUGCCA
Messenger RNA from Vigna angularis (adzuki bean), 1686 nucleotides. Its product is annotated as solanesyl diphosphate synthase 3, chloroplastic/mitochondrial. Lineage: Eukaryota; Viridiplantae; Streptophyta; Magnoliopsida; Fabales; Fabaceae. The coding region runs from base 191 to 1450 and encodes 419 amino acids. Gene Ontology annotation, molecular function: prenyltransferase activity. The record is from RefSeq and is a predicted model, not a curated record. Gene Ontology annotation, biological process: isoprenoid biosynthetic process; ubiquinone biosynthetic process. Gene Ontology annotation, cellular component: transferase complex. The transcript is spliced from 12 exons.